Molecule: messenger RNA, 1808 nt
Organism: Limulus polyphemus (Atlantic horseshoe crab)
Lineage: Eukaryota; Metazoa; Arthropoda; Merostomata; Xiphosura; Limulidae
Product: acetylcholinesterase-like
Exons: 3
Coding region: 87-1754 (555 amino acids)
Biological process (GO): choline metabolic process; acetylcholine catabolic process
Cellular component (GO): plasma membrane
Molecular function (GO): acetylcholinesterase activity
Source: RefSeq, a predicted model, not a curated record
UUUACCAGAAGCUCAGUUGAAUAUCUCUUGGAGACAGCUGAAAGUAUACGGCAAAGCAGAAAGAAACUACAACUGUUGAACUGGAAAUGGCCUCUUGUCGAAGCACUGUGCUAAUCUUUGAACAAUUGUUACUCGCUCUGUUUCUGUGGUCAGCCUGGGCAGAAAACAUAGAAGUGACCACAAAAUCUGGAGUUGUUGAAGGGAUUGAGCAUCCAGUGAUCAUCGGAGAGGGAGUAUAUGUCUUCAAUGGAAUUCCUUAUGCAAAACCGCCCGUUGGAGACCUCCGUUUUGCCAAACCAGUACCCAUUGGAAGUUGGGAAGGAAAAGUGGGCGGUGAAGCCAAACCUAAUUCCUGCUACCAAACAAAUAUACAUCACAAUCAAGAAGUUCAUGAAUUAUGGAAGCUGAAGGUACCUCUAAGUGAAGACUGUCUUUAUUUGAAUAUUUAUGUUCCUCAAAAUUCCACAUUAGGGUUCGGCAUUGACAACCCACAGCCAGAAGACUUGAUCCCAGUGAUGGUUUUUAUCCAUGGUGGAAAAUUCCAUUAUGGAUCUGCUUCGCUAGAUGCUUACGAUGGAACUGUUCUUGCUGCUGCCACAGAUGUCAUUGUUGUCACCAUAAACUACAGACUUGGUCCAAUGGGUUUCCUCCACCUCAGUAAUGACGGUGCUCCUGGCAAUCAAGGCUUGAUGGAUCAGCAGACUGCACUUCGAUGGGUCAAAGAAAACAUACAUGCUUUUGGUGGCAAUCCAGAAAAUAUCACCCUGUUUGGCGAAGGUUCUGGGUCUGUUUGUGUUGGACUUCACACCAUGAUGGAAGAGAGUAAAGGACUAUUCCACCAUGCUAUAAUGGAAAGUAUGAGUCCCUUGUUCCCACACUCUUCCCACAACCUGGAAGAAACAAAUGAGGUGACAGAACUUUUCGCCGAAAAAACAGGCUGUACCUCCAAAGAUCCCGGUGAAAUUCUUUCUUGUCUUCGAGGGAUGGAACCUGAAAAGCUGAUCGCUACUACGGAAGAAAUUAUUCAUGAAGGUCAUGAAAUGCCCUUUGUUCCAACAUAUGGUCCAAACAGUAUGAUUUCGAAAUCUCCUUUUGAACUGGCAGAAGAAGGACACUUCAAUAACGUAGUUAUACUCAUUGGAACAAAUCAGGAUGAAGGCUCAAGAGCUCUCGAACAUUAUAUUCCAGAAAAUAAAGAAGAGAUAACCAGAGAAGAGGCAAUUGAAGUAGUUCAGAAAGUGAUUUAUAACAAAAAUCCAGGUACUGCCAAAAAAAUCGUGGAACACUAUAUGAACGAUAUAGAUCCUUCCAAUACCAAGGGAAACUUGCAUGCACUCAAAGACGCUUUUGGAGACUACUUUUACACGUGCCCUUGUUUAUAUUUUACAGAAAAUUUUAGCAAGAGUGGAAAGCAUGCGUAUUAUUACUUUUUGAACUUUAUUCCUAAAAGAUACCACCAAGCCGAGCUGAUUAGCCAAGGAGACGAAGUGGAGUUUGUAUUUGGUUUGCCCUUCCAAAAGAUAGCUCUGGAAGAGUAUGCUUCUUCUGAAAGGGAUCUAAGUUUGAGAGUAAUGUCUCAUUUUGCCACCUUUGCUGAAAGAGGUAACCCUUCGCUUGCCUUGAACGAGUGGCCUGCUUUUCAUGAAGGAUGGCCAGUUUAUCAAGAGCUCAACACACUCACUCCAAAUUUUGCUUACAUCUAUAAUCAGAUGCACUGCCAGUUCUGGCGAGACAUUGUUGGUGAACAACAUUAGAAUGUCUACUGAUAAAAGAAGCUUCGACUAAAUAUAUGAAUAAGUUGAUACUGU